AUGUACCACCCCGGUUUUACGGAUGUGAGGGAGGAGCUCGAGGCCGAGGAGAAGCGGCGCAGGCUCGUGGAGCAGGAGGGCGCCCUCUUCGUGCCGCUGUCGCUGGUCGACCUGUGCGUGCGCCUCGUGCGGCGCCUGGCCACCCUCGAGUCGGCCUUCUGGGAGGGCAUCGAACGUCAGCGCCUACCCACCGCGCUGGCCGACACCCUCAAGACUGCUCGACCCCACAAGGCACGCCAUUAUUUAUAUAAAAUAGAUAAAUAA
Messenger RNA from Acanthamoeba castellanii str. Neff, 264 nucleotides. RefSeq lists its product as uncharacterized. Lineage: Eukaryota; Discosea; Longamoebia; Acanthamoebidae. The record is from RefSeq and is a predicted model, not a curated record. The transcript is spliced from 2 exons. The coding region runs from base 1 to 264 and encodes 87 amino acids.